UGAGAAUGACCGCCCUGGCAUGGCAAUUACGGCAACGGGGCACUGUGUCCGUGACUGGUACAUUUGAUCACAGGCCCUGACGGGUGCCAAGGCAAGGGCGACACGGCUAUUCGACAGCAAGGUCAUCUACUCCCGAGCGAGGCUAGAAUAGCCAACAGGUUCAGAAGCAUCCCUGGCACCUUGACACCUUGACUCCCCUCUUUGUACUUGCCUCAUCGCUCCUCAGCAGCGACAUGCAGUCUCUACCACUUUCUCACCAGAGCGUAGCUCUUGCCCAGCCCACAUACUCCUUUUCUAUCCCUACAGCGUACCUUCAUGAGCCUCGGCGCCCGCCUGUGCCCAUCACAGCACCUGUGCCGGCGUCCAUGGAUCCAGGCCUGGAUCAGGCGCUGCGUCGGGACAGUCAGCGUAUAGCAGACAUGGGAAGGAGAGUCAGCGCUCCCACUGCCGCUCUACCUUACUGUGACACAAGAGGCCUCCCAACAGCACAGCCCUCACCGAAUGUGCCGACCUGUACUCGUCCGCCUGCGAGACAAGGGCCGACCCAGAUAGGCAAAGAUAAAUACGCGCUUGCCUCGUCGAAGUCUGUGGCCACGCAAUCUCGACAGAGCGCCUCGAGUACAGACUCCAAAGCGCGUCCUCAGUCGGCCGCAAGCUGCGUCUCAGCUCGAUCCAGUGCACCGACCUCCAUACGGAACAGUCCUGGUCCCUACAAAGAAAGAUUAGGAGGACGCAAGCCUCAAGAUGAUAGCUCCAUAAAUCACGCUGAAGCUGGUUGUUCUGAUGGGGACACAAACAGCCGCCUGGCGACGGCGAGUACUGUUCGUAGUACUGUGUCGUACUCGGCGGCUGGAGCUUCGACCAAUCAAUCUGGUCCGUCACGCUUUGACCCUCGCACGUCAGGCAAGGCCUUGUGCCCCGUACAUGGCACUCGACCUCUGGGCACUAGGCAGUCUUACCAGAGUCUAGCAGACUUGCUCCUGCCCGCAACCGCGUCAAAGCAGGACACUCUGGACAGUUCUGUCGCUGCAAAGUCUUGCCUCCCCUUCGAUCAGCCAGCCCCUCCUCACCUGACGAAAUUCAACGAGCUGCGAACCGAAGGCAAUAGUAGAGAGGCGGCCCGCAAUCUGAAGUCGGCCAAGACUGCGAGCUUUGUACCAAAGCAGAAAGUACAAGCCUCCACAAAAGAGUCCAAUGUGGUAACGGCUCAGCUGACUGCUCCAACAGCUACCUCUGCGGCCGACACUACGAUCAUGAACGACGCAGAGCGUCAUUACGCUCUUCUUCAGGCAAUGCAUGCUGCAGAGGUGACACAUCUGCACCCGGACACGUCCUACUUUACGGCCAAGAAUGGAUGCGAAACCAUCUUCAUGCCUCGGCCGUCUCUGAAUCAUUCUACCAGCGAGUCUGCCGGCACCACUGGCUGCAUUGCUUUCCCCCGCGAAUGUCACGAGACGAUCAAUCCGGCGCAAGUCGGCGAAAUGGACUCCGGGAAGGAGCAGCCGAGAGCCGGCACCAGGAGGACCUUCGAACGCAAUCGGAGAUUGACUCACUGUGGUAGCGUCCACAAGGCGACAAUGGAAGAUGCGCUGAAGUCGCAUCCACUGCCUUGCACAGCUCACCCGCCUUCUUUGCGAGGUAGUGCAUCUCUGCUUGAUCUCACUAAGGUCGUGCGAAAUGUACCGGGACAGACAUUGCAACGAUUUCCUCCGAAGCCGGUCCCCUCGUGCAGCGAUACCGUACGAGGGACUUUUGCUGGCGCUACGCCGUCUGCUGUAGCGUCGAUCGGGCGGACAAAGAGCGAAGGCAAUUUGCGCCGCUUGGCGGAAGGUCAGAGCCACCGCAACACCUUGGUACCUUUGCGCAGUACCGUUCGCAUUGCCUCUGCCGUCGAGGAUGCAGACGAUGUGUCAAUGCCUUUCGACCCGAGCGAGGUUGUUCGACGCGGGAGUGAAUUUGAGGCAGAGCGCUUGGCGUGGAGACGAGACUUUGAGCGGUCGAUCGAAGGGAAGAUUAUUGCUGGCUGCGCGCCCUUUGUAAGAACACGGUGCCGUAGCAAGCCUCGCAGUCGGGAAGCUGUCCUCGAAGCAGGUCCUCAUCAUUCGCACUUCAGCAUCAGACGGUCCAAGAAAGAGUCACUGCAGCCUGAUUCCGUCGUGCCUCCGCGAAGCAGCGAGGCGCGAGGCUUGGCUGCUGGUGACACGUCAACGAGAGGCAGCCACAAUGCGGCAGACAAGCACAGGACAAUGGGUACAAAGAGGAUUGACACAGCACCUGAGAAGUCUCACGGCAAGCUCCCAGAUUCAAGAAGACGCUUCCCCGGUGGGACCUCGACCAAUCUCGCAGCCGACCAGACGGCAAGCCCAAGGUAUCCGGGCCGACAAGCUGGAGGUUUGCCUGCGCCUGAAAAAGUCACUCGAGCCCUCGCAAGGAGCAGCUCCCAAUCCUCGACUGCCCUGGGACAGGCACUUGCUCCUCCGCAGCGCCCCUCUAUACUGCGACAGAUUAGCAUACCAAGGAAAGCUCCACCUGCACGCCCCUCCUCGACGGCCGGCGAGAUCAUUGCUUUCGACCUAGCAGCAGCAGGCGACCACUCCAAGAGGGUCACCGCCAGGUUUUCCAGUAAAGGCACUGCUGAAAGGAUAGGGUCAUCCAUCAGCUCGCAAAGCGCUGAUAGCGAAGAGCUGGUCCUCAUCGGUAGGCCGUCCCAAUGCGCAGACGUUGAAUUCCUCGACUCGGAUGCUCCAGCCGAGAAAUGGCACACACAGAGCCUGGGCUCACAUGAUGGCAGCGAAUCUAUGCUAGCAUUAGAGGCCGAGACGAUGCUGCUCCAGCAAGGCACUACAGUGUCAGAACGCUUGACUGUCGACGAGGUCAGCACGUCUGGUGGCAGCUUGGCAACAGCUCGAAUGGGAAGCAGCUCCUCAAGGAGGACCAUCGUGCCUUCCCCGCCACCCCGACCUCACCCCGAUGAGCCUCUCCCGUCCAUUCCCACGAGACUCUCUUCAGCUCCACAAGAAGCAUUUGACAGCUCUGAAGCCCUUGCAGGUCGAGCAGACGCCAGUAGAAAGUCGUGUGAAGUGCGCUCGACGGCCAGAGCCUCGAGGAGUAUUGGGCGACCCGACUCCCUUCUAGAGCCACUGUACGAUGGUCCGACAACGCCGGCGCAAAGUGCGCCUCCGCAAGACCUCCCGCCUGUCAUAGGAGAGUUCUGAGCGAUGGCAGAAUGGUGCCUACCGAAAUCUUCGGCAGGAAAGAUGGAAUAGGCCGAAGAGCCUCAUCGUAUCGAAUAUUGGGUGGGAGCGUUCAGUGACCGCUAAUCAGAUAUCAGGGCUGCUACUCUCUUUUCUUUGUUAACGUUCCUUCCAUUGUCGUCAUAUGUACAGCUUCUUUAUCAGACCGCUUCAUUGA
Molecule: messenger RNA, 3411 nt
Organism: Microstroma glucosiphilum
Lineage: Eukaryota; Fungi; Basidiomycota; Exobasidiomycetes; Microstromatales; Microstromataceae
Exons: 1
Coding region: 234-3215 (993 amino acids)
Source: RefSeq, a predicted model, not a curated record